UCCUCAAACUUAGAUGACCAUAGAGAUACACACUGUCAGUCUUUCUUUUUUACUUACUGAGUGAUCAUUUUACACACGGACACCAGCCAUGGCCAACACACAGACAAAAACUGUGGAUGUCUUUAAAUCUGUUGUCUACAGGAUUCCUGCUCUUUUCUACGAGACAGAAAGUAACACUCUUCUAGCCUUUGCAGAGCAGAGGGAGACAGAAGCUAAUUGCACUGCGAAAGAGCUGGUUAUGAGAAGAGGAACACUGAAAGAUGAAUCCCCUGGUGUGAAGACAAUUGAGUGGUCAGAGCUCAAAACAGUGGUGGAAAAGGCAAAACUUGACAACUACCGUCCUCUGAACCCCUGCCCAGUGUUUGAGAAGAACACGAAAACACUUCCUGUUUUUCAUUUGCGUUGAAGAUCGUGUGGAAGAGCAAUGGCAGAUAAAAAACCGCACCAACAAGGCCCGUCUCUGCUACAUUACAAGCGAGGAUCUUGGACAAAACUGGAGUGAAGUGACAGAUUUGACAUACACACUGGGCGAAAUUAAGAACUGGGCCACAUCUGCUGCCGUAGUCAGGGAGGCUGAAAAGUCCAAAAGGACUGGAGUGUAUGUGAUGAAUUUACUGUAUAUAAUGGCAUAUGUUCUUCAAAUACAAGUAAAUAAUAAAAAACAAUAAUAUAUCAUUUUAAGAGGAACGCUGAAAGAUGAAUUCUCUGGUGUGAAGACAAUUAUGGUAAACAAAUCCAAUCAGCUCUGUCAUUGUUGGCUGAAUUAUAUGUGAAUUACAGUAUUACUUUCAACUCCAUCAAAAUUGCUUUGUUUUAGGAAAUUAAGUAAUUUCUUGUCAAGGAUCAAUAAAGUACUAUUCUAUUCUUUUAUUUUCACACCUCUGAAUAAUAUCUUUUCCAGUGGUCAGAACUCAAAACAGUGGCAGAAAAGGCAAAACUUAAUGAUUACUGUCCUAUGAACCCCUGCCCUGUGUAUGUGGAAGAAACACUUUUCCUGUUUUUCAUCCGAGUUUUGUUCCAAUAAAAAUAACACCCCUCCCUUGCUCACACACAUGUCCACCCAGUCUCAGGAAAGCCUAUAAACCCUCCGGCUUCGAUGACCAUAGAAAUACACACUGCAAGUCUUUCUUUUUUACUUACUGAGUGAUCAUUUUACACACAGAUACCAGCCAUGGACAACAUACAGACGAAAACUGUGGAUGUCUUUAAAUCUGUUGUGUACAGGAUUCCUGCUCUUUUCUACGACAGAAACAGUGAAACUCUUCUAGCUUUUGCAGAGCAGAGGGAGACUGCAGAUGAUGCCAGUACAAAGAACCUGGUUAUGAGUAGAGGAACGCUGAAGGAUGAAUCCUCUGGUGCAAAGACAAUUGAGUGGUCGGAGUUCAAAAUAGUGGAAAAGGCAAAACUUCUAAACUGCCGUCCUAUGAACCCCUGCCCAGUGUUUGAGAAGAACACCAACACACUUUUCCUGUUUUUCAUCUGCGUUGAGGAUGGUGUGACAGAGCAAUGGCAGAUAAAAAACUGCACCAACAAGGCCCGUCUCUGCUACAUCACAAGCACUGAUCUUGGACAAACCUGGAGUGAAGAAGGUGUGACAGAGUUGACAGACAAACUGGACGAAAUUAAGAACUGGAAAACAUUUGCUGUUGGGCCAGGCCAUGGUCUUCAAAUGAAGAAGGGUAGAUUGAUUGUUCCUGUUCAUGCUUAUGCUUGUGUUUGUGCUCCCUGCUCUUCCUGCUGUUGUUACAUAACGUGUAUGUGUUCGUGUACGUGCUCUGCUCCGAAUGCUCUUGCCCUGUACAGCGAUGAUAGGGGCAGCACAUGGAAGUUAGGCAAAAUGUUUCAAUCACAAUCAGGGGAAUGUCAAAUGGCAGAGAUUUUUGAUGGAGACAAAAGCUCCAUCUACUGCAAUGCCCGUAGUCGGGGAUGCUGUCGAGUGGAAGCUGUCAGUGAAAAUGGUGGAGCUGAUUUUCACACAUUGAGCAAUACUACAAAGCUUGUUGAAACUGAUUCAGGUUGUCAGGGAAGUGUGGUCUCAUUUCCAGCUCAAGGUGAAGGUGCAGAUGCAGAGGGUGACCCAAAGUGGCUGCUCUACACUCACCCAUGUGAUCCGUGCAAAAGAUUUAAUUUAGGAGUGUAUGUGAACAAAUCCCCAAAGGAUCCAAGUAAGUGGAGCAAACCCUGGAUUAUUAACAGUGGACCCAGUGGUUACUCAGACCUGGCUUACAUUGGUAAUGGUUGGUUUGCAUGUCUGAUGGAGUGUGGGGUGAAGAAAGAAACAGAGCAGAUAGCCUCUGUGGUUUUUAGCUACGAUGACAUCAAGCAAUCCACUACAAUGCAAUGUAUAAUGUCAUGUCAGUGUUUUAAAUGUCCGUAAAUGACAUGACAAUCAAAGUUAUGCUUGGAUGCUCUAUACUUUGGUAUGGUUUAACAGCCAUUUACAAAUACAGUUAACUUUAAGUUGCUUACAUUUUCAAUUUGUUUUGAUUUCAGCUCUAACAACCAUGACACUUAUGUAUAAUACUGCGCUGACAUUUUACUGUACUUCUCAAAUGUGUAUUUACAAAGAUGCUAUAUUUACCCAGAGGUUGUGUUGUUUAUAAAAUGUAAAGAGUAAAAUACAUUUUGACAAAUAAAUUGAGUUUUAAGAGCUUUCACAACUAAUUAGGUGAUGGAAACAGCAGGAAAAGUACUUCCUGUUUUUUUGUUGAUAUUUAACACCAUAGCCAUUGUGGCAAACAUGUUGUCAUUCACCAAUAUCACAUGACUAUAUAAGAAUAAACGUUUGGUUUCAGUCAGGAAAUGUUCAAGAAGCCAUGUUAAAAGAAACCAUGUUGACUAUCAGUCAGAAAAUAUUGCUUUUGUUUUUCAACAGCAGAGACGCCAGCACU
Lates calcarifer (barramundi perch) is the source of this 2891-nucleotide messenger RNA. RefSeq names its product sialidase-2-like. The transcript has 3 exons. Gene Ontology annotation, biological process: oligosaccharide catabolic process; ganglioside catabolic process. NCBI's taxonomy places the organism in Eukaryota, Metazoa, Chordata, Actinopteri, Centropomidae. Gene Ontology annotation, cellular component: membrane; cytoplasm; lysosome. Bases 1172 to 2377 code for a protein of 401 amino acids. Gene Ontology annotation, molecular function: exo-alpha-sialidase activity. The record is from RefSeq and is a predicted model, not a curated record.